Messenger RNA from Emericellopsis atlantica, 3141 nucleotides. RefSeq names its product Pleckstrin homology domain-containing protein. The record is from RefSeq and is a predicted model, not a curated record. The transcript is spliced from 2 exons. NCBI's taxonomy places the organism in Eukaryota, Fungi, Ascomycota, Sordariomycetes, Hypocreales, Bionectriaceae. Bases 1 to 3141 code for a protein of 1046 amino acids.
AUGGCUACGCCGGCGGACCGCAGCCGCACGCGGCGCGAGCGAACCUUUGUCGGCAGCGAGUGUGCAGUUUGCGAAGAGCCUUUGGAACAUACACUGAGGGGCGAGCGCGUGCUUCAGUUCUCUUGCAGCCACGUGUCUCACGAAGCGUGUUUCUACGAAUUCAUCCGCGAGAUCGACUCGCAGUACUGUCCGACAUGCGAUGCUCCGCUGCAUCUUGAUACCAGCCGCGGCGGGAAUGUCAUUGAUAUUGAGAAAAUCAGCAACAUGGUGCGCUCCGUUGGGGAUCCGAGAUCCAUGCAGACCCCAACGCCUACGUGGGACGCCCAGACCGUUCGCCCCCCCAGCGUGGAGAGUGGCCAGCGUCGUCACCAGCAGCAACAGCAGCAGCAACAACAGUCCCACGUCGGUGGCAGGGACAGUGCGCCUCGUGGGAGCGUACGAGACAGUCGCGAAACACAAUCGACGGGAGAUCGAUAUGGUUCUCGCCAUGGUCGGAGUGACAGCGAAGUCACCGGUGUGACGGGCAUGGGUUCCUCCGUGAGCUAUCCUGAGACAACGCAGAGCGGUCCCCCUCGCCGGCACGACUAUGACUUGCAGGCCAUGGAGACGUCACCUGGCAGUCCUCGCACUAUCACGCGCAAUCCGAUCCCGGCCCCCAGCGUCACAGUACGGUCCGAGUUUCCAAGCCUCAACCGGUCUCGGCAGCAGCAGACUUUGACCUGUCUCGUUACUAUUGAGGUCCCCGACAGCAAAUGGAGGCCUGACCCUGAGGACCUCGGCGCAGUUGCGCCACAGGCGCCUCCUCAGGCCGGUCUGGGUCGCAUGGACGAAGUGGCUACACAGCGCCCACCAUCCCCUGCCCGAAGUGCACCCAAGUUCUACCCGUACGAGUCUGCCGAGGUUUUGGAGGAAAUGACGGAGAGCCUACGCAACAGAGUCGACAACUGGCAUGGCCUCGACUUUAGUCGCUUCGGCAAGUUGCGCUUAUAUGGCACGCUGCGCGUCGGCAAGGACAAGGUCAACUGGCAGGAGCUCGAGUGCUUCCUCUUUGCUGAAAUGCUCAUUUGUGUGAAGGAGAAGAAGAUACCACAGCAGUGGGAUGAGCAUGGCGCCCCUCGCAAAGCUCGCUGCACACUCAAAGGAUCUAUCCUGAUCAAAAAGCACCUCAACGAGGUCACGGAGACGGGGAGUGUCGACGAGAACGUCUUGACUCUGGGAUUGUCGGUUGCCGAGCUGCCCCAAUUUCACCUCCGCUUCGAGAACCGCAACCAGCUCAAGCUUUGGCAACAGGCUCUCUUGGACCUCAACUCGGUUGAACAGUCACCGGUUCGCAGCCCCGACUACGAGCGCGACAUGUCUGAGAAUGACGAGGACGCCGAAUGGCAACGCAGUCGUCCGCAACGCGUCUCAUCUGUCGCUUCUUCUUGGGGUGCUGGCAAGUCCGUCACCACUGCCCCCACCGAGUACACAAGCACCUUUUCUAGGAACCCUCCGAUUCCUAGCUCGGUCCAUGUUCCGAUCGACGUCGUGGUCGUUGUGCCCAUUUCAUCGUCUAUGCAGGGCGUCAAGAUCAACUUGGUUCGCGAUGCUCUCAAAUUCAUGGUCAACGCACUUGGCGAGCGAGAUCGCAUGGGCCUCGUCACCUUCGGCUCGGGUGGCGGCGGUGUUCCCAUAGUUGGUAUGACCACCAAGGCAUGGCCAGGUUGGAGCAACAUCUUGGGGUCGAUCAAGCCGGUUGGACAGAAGAGCCAUCGUGCCGAUGUUGUCGAGGGUGCCAACGUUGCCAUGGACCUGCUGAUGCAGCGCAAGCACAACAACCCUAUCGCCUCUAUUAUGCUCAUCAGCGAUGCGUCGACCUCCGAUGCUGACAGCGUUGACUUUGUUGUUUCUCGCGCCGAAGCUGCUAAAAUCACAAUCCAUUCGUUCGGCUUGGGCAUGACCCACAAGCCCGACACGAUGAUUGAGCUAUCAACCCGUACCAAGGCCUCGUAUACCUACGUCAAGGACUGGAUGAUGCUACGGGAGUGCUGCGCAGGCUGCUUGGGUUCCAUGCAGACGCUCUCACACCAGAACGUGAAGCUCAAGCUCAAGCUUCCCGAGGGCUCCCCUGCCAAGUUUCACAAGAUUAGCGGCGCCCUCCAAAUCACAAAGCGUGCCACUGGCCGUGAUGCAGAGGCCGCGCUGGGCGAUCUUCGCUUUGGCGACAAGCGGGACAUUCUCGUUCAGCUGGUCGUGCUGCCAGACAACAUUUCACACGAUCAGCUGCCCCAGGACCCCUGGGAUAAUAUCGUCUCUGGCCUGGAGGCACUGGGUGGUCCCAUGGACAAUGACAACGAGCGGACGCUUUCCGUGGAGGAAGUCCCUCUGAUCCAGGCUGACCUGUCCUGGGGAGACAUUCUCCGCGACGGCGCUGCGAUGCAGAUGCCACGAUCAUCACUACUAGCUAUCACUAUGCUGCCUGCCACAUCUGGGCAAAAGAAAUCCUGGCAAGGGUCGCCUCCCAUCCCGCCCUAUCCGCACGUCGUUCAGCGGCGCAUGGAGCUCCUCACGUCCGACAUGCUCACCAGAGCGCUGACCCUCGUAAGUCGGGGUCAGCACGAGCGCGCGCACACACUGCUGAACGAGACCCGCUCUAUUCUCAAAGGACUCGGCAAGGGAGGUCUGCCACCUGUACCACAGCCCGCCAACAAGUCUGGGCCUUCGACACCUCAUCCCACAAGCACGGAGGCAUCGUCCCCCGACCUGUCAGGCACGCCUGACCGCAAGCGCAGCCCAUCGCCUCCGUCUUCUACACCUGCGGGCAGCAACGGUAACGGACCACAUGUCCCCUUGCCCAGCAGCCGCUCCAACGACGGACUUGGCCUGAGCUCGGGCAUAGAUGCCAAGACUGUCGCCGCCCUGGAUCAAGAGCUCGAAGCCAGUCUUGAAUGGAUCAACCACCCGGCCGUAUUUGGUCGCGACAGUCGUAAGGCUGUGCUGCAAGCUAUUGGCGUCAUUGCUUCCCAGCGGGCUUUCACAUUCCGCACCCCUGUCGAGAGCCUCUGGGCAGGUCGCGUCGGGGGCGUCAAGCGCCUUACAGAGAAAAGCCGAGAAUGGCGCGAGGGCGGCGGCGAGGGUGGCGGCAUCGUCGAGGAGACAUGA